CUUCAGGCUUGUAAACUCAGGGGCCUGGGCAGGAGGACUCCAUUUCCCAGGAUGCCUAUAGUAUGACGUCACACAGUCAUGGCACCCCGAGGCAUUCUGGGAAUCUCUUUUGUGCAGCUUGAGUUCCAAGAAGGCUCACAGUUGUACUUUCUGGACCUUUUCCUGGGGUGGAAAGAGAGUGAUUCUCUGGGCUAGCGCGGGCCGAACUCUUUUUUUUUUUUCCCCCCCUGGCCGCUGAGACUUUCUGCUCCCAAAGUCCUGGCGGAAGAGACCUCUGUAGAGCACCUCCAAGGAGCGCUGGGCCCGGUGUAACUGUUUGUGGAGGGGCGGGGCUGUCUCCGUGUGCGUUCCUCGCUUUAAUGGACCCCAGAAAAGGGACCACCACGGAAGUGCGGGGCUCAGGCCAGUGCAGGCCCUUCCCCGAGGGGGAUGUUCAGGUCAGAACAGGCCAAGGGGAGAAGCCUCCAACCGGAGCCUGGCGGGGCCGGUGGGGGUGCCCGAGCCCACAUGCCAUGGGAGGAGCCCUGCUCUCGGGCGCACACAGAGGAAUUCUGCCACCCCCUGAAGGACCCCAGGGUGGCCCCAGCAGAGAGCCCACUGCCAGAGGAAUGGCCCCCGGGACCCUGAGGCUCCCCUCCCAGAAUCUCACUCAGAGAGCAGAGCAUUUCCCAUCUCCCUGAUUCCACAGGGAAAAGCAUUUUAGAGUAACACACUUCUCCAGGUUUUACUCUUCACAACAUGAUUCUCACUUCAGACACAGAAUGCUUCUGUCAGUAUUCCUCUGGGCUCUGAAUGACUGCAGUGCUGCUGGCUCUGACAAUCUUCAAGGGAUCAAUAACAUUCAAGGAUGUGGCUGUGGACUUCACCCAGGAAGAGUGGUACCUAUUGGACCAUUCUCAGAAAGAGCUGUACCUGGAGGUCAUGCUGGAGAAUGUGCAGAAUCUACUCUCUGUGGGGCUUCCAGUUCCUGGAGAAAAUUUUAUCUCCUGUUUUCAGCAAGGAAAAGCACUAUGUCUUGUAGAGCAAAAAGACCCAAGGAGCUUCUUUCAAGUGGAAGAUUUUGAAGUGAAGGAAAUGUCUACAAAGUUGAACCGUUUUAUGGAAGGAUCUGGCUCCCAAAGAUGCAUGAAUGAGGGUCCCCGUGACUUCAUUUUGAGAGAAAUCUGUGACUCUACUGUCAAGGCAAAGAAAAAUCCAAAAAGUGACUGUGAAUUUGGUGAAAGUGCAGAGAAAUUCAGCCAAAAUUCAGUCCUAUCUCAGGAUAUGAAAUUGACCUCAGGGAAUAACUGUGAUCUGGAUAGCGAAUAUCAGCAAUGUUUUUCUGAAGAAGUAGGACUUGUUCAAUCAUCUGAGAAACCCAUGUAUGAAGGUAAAGUGGGACAAAUGUCCUUUGGCUGGAGUUCAGACCUCAUUAGACAUCCAAAAAGUAAACCUGUAAAUAUGGAUUCUGUGAGUGAUAAUGGUGGGAGACCUUUCAAUCAGAACUCUGAGCUUGCUACACAUCAAAGAAUCUACACUAGAGAGAUACCUUAUGACUGUAAACAAUAUGGAAAUGUUUUUACAGAGAGAGCAUCUCUUGCUAAGCAUCAUAGCAUCUACACUAGAGAGAAACCUUAUGAAUGUAAACAGUGUGGAAAGGCUUUCACACAGAGAAGCAAUCUUACUGUACAUCAGAGAAUCCACACUGGAGAGAAACCUUAUGAAUGUAAACACUGUGGAAAAGCUUUCACAAUAAGGGCCAAUCUUGCUGCACAUCAGAGAAUCCACACAGGAGAGAAACCUUAUAAAUGUAAACACUGUGGAAAGGCUUUUACAACGAGUGGAGAUCUUGCUGCACAUCAGAGAAUCCACACUGGAGAGAAACCUUAUGAAUGUAAACGGUGUGGAAAGGCUUUCACAGAGAGGGGCCAUCUUGCUGUACAUCAAAGAAUUCACACUGGAGAGACACCUUAUGAAUGUAAACAUUGUGGAAAGGCUUUCACACAGAGGGGUUCUCUUGGUAAACAUCAGAGAAUACACACUGGAGAGAAACCGUAUGAAUGUAAACACUGUGGAAAGGCUUUCACAAGGUGGGGCUUUCUUUCUGAACAUCAGAGAAUCCACACUGGAGAGAAACCCUAUGAAUGUAAACAGUGUGGAAAGGCUUUUUCUCAGAGGGGCUCUCUUGCUACACAUCAGAGAAUCCACACUGGAGAGAAACCUUAUGAAUGUAAACAAUGUGGAAAGACUUUCACACAGAGGGGUCAUCUUGCUGCACAUCAGAGAAUCCACACUGGAGAGAAACCUUAUAAAUGUAAGCAAUGUGGAAAGGCUUUCACAAAGAGGGACUAUCUUGCUGCACAUCAGACAAUCCACACUGGAGAUGAACCUUAUUACAUGGGAUAAAAUUAAGCUUAAUUCUCCAGCAUCCAUUACUUAGUAUUAGUAACCUUUGAUUGGCAACUUCCUAUAGAAAUUUAGUGAAAUGUCAGUGCCCUUUAUAAGGGAGAUACCAAUAUCUCUUUAUGAAGAGUAGAGAAAUCCCCGUUCCCCAGUAUCCUUUUAUAUACACAUACAUAUAAAUCUUUAAUUCAUUCUUUUCUAAUGUGGCCAAAACCUCUCCUUUUAAAAAAUUGUUUCGGAUUAAGUGGUUCCAAUUAUAAAUUCCAAUUGCGUAAAGGAAAUCAUAGAGUGGAUCAGGUCACGAGGAUAAAAUGGCAGGAAGAAAAAGGCAGCCAUAAAGCCAUAAUGUCAAGAAAUCAGGAGGCAUGGGUCAGGGUGGAUGUCCCUUGCACUGACCCCUGGAGUGCCUCCCUGGGAGGCCCAGGCAAAACAGGAAGCCAUAGUUGCUUCCUGAGACUUGAUGUGUUAGUGGUAGGGGAAAAAGUUUGAGAAACUGAGGGAAGGGCAGAUUUCCCUUUCUUCUCUUUUUGGUUUUGUUGCUUGCUGGACUUAUAUGUGAGCAUGGUUAUGGGGCUCUAAUGACAGCGACAGAAUAGCAGGGAAAAUAUAGCAACCUAGACAGUAAUUUGUAUUUCUUUCUCCUCUUUUUACCUCUUUUCUGAGGCCCCAAGACACAAAGGGCAGCCAUGAGGCCACUGCUUGGCUGCCAACCUGGCAUCCCCAGCAUGGGCUUUUCUUCCCAGCAUUGCCCUGAUUCCAGGGAGACCCUGCUCCCUUGCUUAUGAUCCCACAAACCACUGCACUGCCACCUACUGGCCAACAGUUAAAACGCAGUCAAUUAAAUCAAGUAAAAAAAAUUAAACAUAAUGAAAGAAAAUGAAAAUUUAUAAAACUAAAGAAAAAUUAAGGUAAACAAAAUCAAUAAAAUAAAGUAAAAUGAUAAAUACACAAAAAUAAUUUGGUGUACCAAUUCAGUAGUCCAUAAUUUUAAAACUUAUUGCCUGGAAUUGUUUUUUUUAACACCAAAGUCCAGCUCUGUUGCCUUUUUAAAUAAACUUAAAGGAAGUUGUAUUUACAAUUUUUAUUAAAAUAUUGGAAAUAAUCUUGCUUUCUUUAUUUGAUUUUGUACAGCUCACUGUUGGGUCCUAGGCUCAGUACUGUGAACCUUAGAAAUUCCCAGAUCCUACUUCAUAAGAUUCGAUUAAGACCAUUCCCCAUUUGGGCAGUGAACUCUACUUAGAUCAGGAAUGUGAGAACUCACCUACUUAAGUCUGCCCUAGGGGAAGAUAAAGUUUUAAACUCUUUUCUGAACAAUGAAAAGUACUUAAACCCAUACUUAAGCCAUGCCUAUUUUUAGAACUAAUACAGAGGGGUGCUAAGUACCUAUAAAGGUCAGGUAACUUGUGAACUUACAAGAAACAAAGAGCUGAGAAACUUACUCAGAGCUUUCCUGGUGUGAAUUACUCAAAAGUUCACACCUUCUUAGUUGUGAACUAAGAAUGGUCUGUCCUUUGAAAAAUGUCUACUGUGAUUGGUAGAUGUAAGAAUUUAGGGGAGGUGACAAAGGAGAAAAUGCCCUUUAAAAGGAGAUGAAAAGCUCUCUCUGGACACAGUCAGCUGGGAAAGGCUGCCUUGAAGGGUCUCUCUCAAGACUCUCCCGGGGACAUUUCAGAUAGAGGAUGGAGCUGGUGAAGGCAGCUGAGAUGAUGUCUGCCUGGUGUCAUUAGAAUCCUUGCUUGGACAGAUCUUGUGGUGAGUGAUUAAGGACUGACUGAUCUUUUCUCAAAGAGCUUAGGCCUGGGUUAGCCAGGACUGGCCAGGGCUGGCUUAUCCCUUUCUCAUUAUUCCCUCUUUUUCUCUCUUUCUUAAAUUCCUCAUUGUAUUAAUUAAUUAAAAUCUCUAUAAAACCCA
This is a messenger RNA of Monodelphis domestica (gray short-tailed opossum), 4293 nucleotides long. The record is from RefSeq and is a predicted model, not a curated record. NCBI's taxonomy places the organism in Eukaryota, Metazoa, Chordata, Mammalia, Didelphimorphia, Didelphidae.